Physcomitrium patens is the source of this 3710-nucleotide messenger RNA. The record is from RefSeq and is a predicted model, not a curated record. Lineage: Eukaryota; Viridiplantae; Streptophyta; Bryopsida; Funariales; Funariaceae.
UAAUGCUCCUCAUGCACACAGCAUUGCUUUCUCCUCCGUAUGGCAGAUACGAUUGCCCCGUACUCGCCCGUCAUGUUUUUGCCUUCACUUCUUAGGCUGCAUUUCCAGUUUUCGUGUUGCUUCAACCUCUUCUCACUCCAGUUUGUGAUCUACUAGCUUAUUUAUUUUCCAUAGACCGUGUGUGUCUGGGAGAAUAGUAUCCUUUUGUUUGAGUUGAUUGUAUUCUUCGCCCUAAGGUGGAUAUUGUUCAGGUGCAUGCGCACUCGUCAUCCUGGGGUGACUCUACCUUGACUUGCCGAGAGUGUCGUAGCUUUCGGUGUGACGAUGAUUUUGAUGCUCCUAUUUGUCGCGUAAGAACUUGUUUGUCCAAUACAAAUAUUCAUUAGUGGUUCGCUGUGAUUAUUGAGGUUUCGUUACUGGGUUCCGUUCCUCGGUCCCAACCUUGCGCUAUGAGAUGCCAGAUAGAAGCUCUAUGUCGAGACAGCCGCAAGUCAUUUUCAUCGCUGCGACGGAGGGCGCUAUCAAUAACGGUUCUACUUCUUAGACACUCCCGUUCGUUAUGGUUCUGGAUCAAUUUUCUUGCGAUGACGAAGCUGGUCGGCGGGGACUUAUGUGUAACCACUCCCCGACAUCCUCAGUGCCGAGAAAUUGCACGUUGCCGCCUCACCUCAGCCGCCAACUUCUCACCGCCUAUCUCCACAUGUACCCAGUCUGUGUGGAGGACGGGUCUCGGUCUCGGAUAGACCUCGAGGUUGCAAUCUUGAGCUGUUGUUACAACUCGAUGUGUUGGCAUCGCUACUCCUCUUUGAUAACAUUGUUGUGGUUUGAGACGUCGUCAUUGCUCCAAUUCCAUACUUGUUUCAGCUCGUGAUUUCAGAAGAUGCGUAUCCGGAAGCAGCAGCCGAGGGGUAAUGCAGGAGGGGAAUCGUCGGGCGCGAAUCCUGGCCUGGGAAGUCAAGGACAAGAGCUGGUACAGAGUUCUAGAGGAGUGAAAGACAAGCCUGGAGACGAAGUGCAAAUGGUUAAUAGUGGAGAGGGAGUGAUAGACGAAGAGUUAAAUGAAGCAAGUGGGGCACGGCAGGUCCGAGUGGGAAUUGAGAGAGUUGACUCUGCAUGUCGGUCCCAGUACACUUGGCUAGAUAAAUUGCGGCAUUCCAAAGGUUUUACCGAAUUGGAGCCUUAUUCGGAUUUAGAGGAGUAUGUGAAAUCUUUAUCAAAAAGGGACGGUGCUAGUUCAUCAAAAGGGGGAGUCCAAAAUUCCGAGGAAGUGGUUGAAGGGAGUGACCCGAGCCGGUUGGUGGGGGGUAUGGAUUCGCAACUACAGCAGUUACCGAGCCACGGGUCCGUUUAUUCCGAAUUGAGCCCCAAGCAAGCUAGCUUUGGUGGGCUGGAGGGAACUUUUAGUCCUGUUUUAUUCUCGUUUGAUGAUAGUUCAAAUGUUCCCACUUGUAUCCCGAGUGACCCAAGCCUUCAGAAUACGUUUGGCAACCAGCAGUAUGCUCCUGAGAGAUCGAAGGACAGUGGGAACGUUUUUCCCGAACAAUCUUUUGAUGCUUCCGGUCCACCACCAUAUGAUGCCUGUCAGGUGGCUGAGGACUUGGCGCUUUCUUUAGGAAGGAAAGAAAAAUACGAGGAAGAGGUGCGACGUCCUCACAAGUGGAAGCGAGAUAGGUUUGAAGAACGUGCCGUGUCUUCGGACAAGAUACACCGUGCAGGGACAAGUUCUGAGAAACCACUGCAUUAUGAAAUUAAGAGUCGGACAAUGGAGGGUCUAUGUACUGAUAUUUCGCUCCGACCUGCCAUCGUUGAAGCAGGGCCAUUCGAGCAGGGCCGUGUUAGUUCAACUCCUGCGCUUGUGGAGACGAGAUUCGGGGUUCUUAAAAAAGACCAGAAUCAGGCUUCCGCCGAAACUCUACAACGAAGGUCUGGCAGGAACAGGAGAGUCUCCUCGUUCACUGGUGCAGUUACAGGGCAUGAUUCACAUGUAGCAGCCAAAGCCGAUUCUCCUCUGUCGUUAUCAGCAGAUCACCCAGCGCAACAGCCGAAAGAGAGCUUGGCGUUUUCACUGUACACAGUGUGUGAGCGAGCUGGUAAGGUAGGCCUAACAGCGAGGGAAGCCAUGUCUGAUAUAAUGCACCAAGGUUUGCCUGGCCUAGAAGAUAGUGCUGUUCAAUCUAGCAGACGGAUUGCCAAACAAUUGCGCAAUUCGCCCUACUACAUGGAAAUUGGGGAUGGGAAGUUUGCUUUGUGCAGUGCAGUAAUCGACACAAAGCAGAAACUUAUAGGUGAGGGAUCAUCACCAAAUUUGCUACGGGACGAUUCUUUACAAAACACGAAACUGUGUGAGUCGAGCACAGCGGAUGACUCCAAAACAUCUACUGAUGAUGAGGAUAAGACCCCGAUGCUUCGCCAGAAACGGAAGCGCAACCGUGUUGCUUCAACGCGAGAAGCUGCAUCAGAACCAGAGACUGAAGUGAAAAGUAGACCUGUGCGAAGUGGGCGUCCGAAAAAGCUGAAGUACAUGAAGCAAGAAAAUGCUGAAGAGCUCGGCAAUCAGUGUAACCGGACGGAUGGAAAGGGAUGGAUUUGCCCCCUGUUGGCAAAACCCGGGUACCAAUUAUGCGAUCAUCACCUCGACAAGCUGCGAUGCAAGCCGGGAAGUAGAUCAAAGAAGAAGAAGAAGAAGAACUUGGCUGCUGCACUCGCAGAUGAGGCAGAGGCUACCCAUACGCGUGAAGAACCUCACUUGGUGGACACAGCUGGGCACGAAUUUACAACUCCUGUAGAUAGGCGGACAGGUCCUUCGGGAACCGACUCUCCCGAGGACUACCCGGGUUGAAUUAUACAUAUUUCUACAUAUGCUAACUUACACAGCGAUUAUCGAUCCUGAUGAUUGAAUGCAUCUAGCAAUCCUCUGGAGCUCUACCAAACCGUCAACCUAAUCCAUUCUCUUUUUACUACAUGGAUACGAAGGAUUCUUCAUUUUCUCCAAAAUUGUAGUAGGCUCAUGGGCUUCGCUGCACAAGGAUUGCGGGGCCGUCCCAGUGGUGGCAGCUUCGACGUUCCUGUUGGAAGAGCAGAUCAAUGCAUUCUGUUAUCGAUUUGUAUACGUAGCUCGUGACGUCCAACCCCGUCUCUGGUGUUGCCCUGCGUCGGGAUCCUGCAUCUGUAACGUCGCUUUCGGACUGCAACAUCUGUCUGCAACGUGGUGCGAGCUCAGUUUUCAUGACUAGAUCGACCAACACUAACGAGUGGGAAGCGCCAGAUUCUGUGCAGCAGGUCAAGCAUGGCCGGAAUCGAAUACACCUCAGCCUGACUCGCUAUUCAUCUGCAUCUGAAUUUGAAAAGCGCAGGCUGAGCGGUUGUUUAGGCGGGAAAUGGGAUUUCAAACUGAGCCAAGUGUUGCGUCUCCAUUCUCUCGCUCUCUCUCUGUCUCUGUCUCUGUGUCUCUCUCUCGCCUUGGAACCAAUCCUCAAAAGGCCCCUUUCCCACGAGUGGUCCCCACGAAGAUUCCUUCCCGAACGUUGCUCCAUGAAUCUACGGUUCCACGAUCUUCAUUUGUAUUGUUUUUUUUCCUAGAUUUCCUUCUUCAUUGAGACCAAGUGUUUGAGGGGCUAUGUCUUGUUCAUGUGCUCUUGUGCUUUCCUUUUUCUCUUCUCUAUUGGGAAAUUAUACAUCGAUAAUCACAAAUUUCUGAUUUUUGUUUUUGA